UAGUAAUGGGCCAUCGUCAUUUUCAGAAUCGUUAGAAUCACUAGGAACCAUACUUGGAAGCUUAGGCUUUAUUAUAGAGCUUAGUGAAGAAAAAAAUGAUAUUUCAAUAAUAGAACUUGAUUUAAUACCUACUGCAAAUCGUGAAAAUAAAGUAUAUUGCAAAUACUUUUUGUGUGCUGAGGAAGGUUAUGGUAGCACUUGGAAGUCUACAAUAGCAUAUUCUGAACCAUUGAAUUCAGAGUUAUCACAGACUUCAGAGCCAUCAUCAUCAAGUGAUGAGAAUGACAAAGAUUUUUCUGAUUGCAAUAGUGCUUUAAAUGUUCUUGGUUCAGAAGAUCCUGAAGAUAAUUAUUCAAAUUAUUCUAAAUGGGAAGAUUUUUUUGAUUCUGAAAGCUCUGAAGAUAAUUAUUCUGAUUACUCUCCAAAUGAUAUAAAAAAUAUU
This is a messenger RNA of Racocetra persica, 442 nucleotides long. The record is from the annotation of a GenBank genome assembly. NCBI's taxonomy places the organism in Eukaryota, Fungi, Glomeromycota, Glomeromycetes, Diversisporales, Gigasporaceae.